Molecule: messenger RNA, 711 nt
Organism: Pseudogymnoascus verrucosus
Lineage: Eukaryota; Fungi; Ascomycota; Leotiomycetes; Thelebolales; Thelebolaceae
Exons: 1
Coding region: 1-711 (236 amino acids)
Source: RefSeq, a predicted model, not a curated record
AUGGCGUUCAGCAACCACGAAAACCUAUCGUCCGCACCACCCCGCCGGCCCUCCCAGGGCCCUCCUACUGAGCAAGGAGAAGACCACAUGAUGACGCAGACCGACUCAUCCUUUGACCCCCAUGAGUGGCAUCGGCACUUCCAGAACUGUCGCCGCUUUUUCCUUGACCAUUCACAGCACAGUCCAUUCCUCCAGGCUGUGGCUGCCUACGUGAAUAUCCUCUUACCAUAUCAACGACACCCGAACCCGAUAUCAGCAUACUCCCCACUUCGAUCAACGACAUCACAUUCGGGGGACUCAACACCCUCUACGCUCUCACCCAGGCUUGACGACCGCCACGGCGAGUCGAUCUCGCUAGUUCCAUAUAUCCGCCGGCUUGUUGUAACCGGCUUCGACACGCAGGCGAUGCUCAAGACGUUCUUUGGCGAUGACUGGGCCAAAGGAAUAGGGCAGCUACACGAAUCCGAGAGACGCAAUUACCUCUUCGCCGCGAAGAGUGGGAGCUGGCUCGAAGUUAAGGCUAGCUAUGAGCCGUCGCCCAACGAAACUAUACCAUACAUGAUGCCGAUACGUAACCCUGCGGAGAAUGAGAUCCGCGCUGCAGAGGAGAAAUGGAGUGAGUGGCUUGCGAUGCAGGACUGGAUGGUGGGACCGAGGGCACCUCCUUCUGAGGCGAUGAGAGCGCACCUUGAGAUGGACUCUAUGGAGUGA